GGGCCCUCAGGCACCAGGCGUGAUGCCGGCAGCAGGCAGACUGCCAGGCACCCGCUGUGGCGCCUCCUGUCACCGUUCCGCACCCGACAGGAGCGGGUGGUGCUGGCCCGCAGCGAGAGCCUGCCCGGGGAGCAGGUACUGAAGAUCACAGUCACAGAGACCACGGUGAUCGAGGCAGAGUCCGGGGUUUGGAACUGGCGUUCCCUGGCCUACCUGGGUCUCUGGUACUUCUUCAGUUUCUGCACCCUGUUCCUUAACAAGUACAUUCUGUCACUGUUGGAGGGGGAGCCGAGCAUGCUGGGUGCUGUUCAGAUGCUCUCCACCACAGUCAUUGGCUGCCUAAAGAUGUUUGUCCCCUGCUGCCUGUACCAGCACAAGUCCAGAACCGAGUACCCUCCCAACUUCAUCAUGAUCAUGUUAUUUGUUGGACUCAUGAGGUUCACCACAGUCGUUCUGGGCUUGGUGAGCCUGAAGAAUGUGGCAGUGUCGUUUGCAGAGACAGUGAAGAGCUCAGCACCCAUCUUCACCGUCAUCAUGUCCAGACUGAUCCUCGGGGAGUACACAGGGCUCUGGGUGAACCUGUCCUUGUUCCCUGUCAUGGCCGGCCUGGCGCUCUGCACAGCCACGGAGAUCAGCUUCAACAUGCUCGGCUUCGCUGCUCUCUCCACCAACAUCAUGGACUGCAAUGUAUUCUCCAAAAAACUGCUAAGUGGAGACACAUACAAGUUCAGCCCUCCAGAGCUGCAGUUCUAUACCAGUGCAGCCGCAGUCAUCAUGCUUAUACCUGCCUGGGUGUUCCUCUUGGACAUUCCAGUGAUUGGGAAAAGCGGUCGGAGCUUCAUCUUCAGUCAAGACAUUGUCUUGCUGCUGCUUUUCGACGGCGGCCUGUUCCACCUGCAGAGUGUCACCGUUGCUCUGAUGGGACGGAUUUCACCUGUUACCUUUAG
Lates calcarifer (barramundi perch) is the source of this 947-nucleotide messenger RNA. RefSeq names its product solute carrier family 35 member E2A-like. Gene Ontology annotation, cellular component: Golgi apparatus. Gene Ontology annotation, molecular function: antiporter activity. NCBI's taxonomy places the organism in Eukaryota, Metazoa, Chordata, Actinopteri, Centropomidae. The record is from RefSeq and is a predicted model, not a curated record.